GUUUUGGAGUUCCGAGUGGCGAGAGGACAGUCUGCCUUCGGCUUACGGACCCUGCGAUGGCGAACUCUGGAGCCCUACUGCCCCUGGUACCUACCAAGUUGUAGAUCCAGUCCAGGGCUCGUCGACUCACUGGCCUCAUGGGGUCGCAGCCGCAGCCGCCCGGGUCUCCGCUUUCUCGCGAGGAGGUUGAAGCGCCCCCUCUGGCGCCUGCGGAGGAGGGAAGGCGCAGGAGCCGCCGCGUCCGCCUCCGCGGAUCCUGCCGCCACCGGCCGAGCUUCCCGGGCCGGCGGGAGCUGGCCUCCAGCGGCCCCGCCGGGCCUGCGACCGCGUCCUCCGAGAUAAUGGCUUCAGCCGCUAAGGAAUUCAAAAUGGACAACUUUUCACCUAAAGCUGGCACUAGCAAAUUGCAACAGACAGUACCAGCUGAUGCAUCUCCUGAUUCUAAGUGUCCUAUAUGCUUGGAUAGAUUUGAUAAUGUGUCUUACUUAGAUCGCUGUCUACAUAAGUUCUGUUUUCGCUGUGUGCAAGAGUGGUCAAAAAACAAAGCUGAAUGUCCACUAUGUAAACAGCCAUUUGAUUCCAUUUUCCAUUCUGUGAGGGCUGAAGAUGACUUCAAGGAAUAUGUCCUAAGGCCUUCAUAUAAUGGUUCUUUUACUGCACCUGAGGUUCGAAGAUUUCGCUACCGGACAACUAUGACACGGGAACGAGAGCGGGAACGGGAACGGGAACGGGAACGGAGUGCUCUUUACUCACCUAGUAGCACAGUACAUAGAAGAACUACUACCCCACCAGACAGCGGAGUACUGUUUGAAGGGUUAGGCAUUUCUGGAAGAUCUAGAGAUGGUUACAUUCCUCAGUUUGUGAGACAAAUGGCAUUAGGGGCACCAACUGUUGCAGUUGAUAGAUCUUUGCGGAAAAUCCAAGAACAAGAUAUUAUUAAUUUUAGACGAACUCUUUAUCGUGCUGGUGUUCGAGUUAGAAGUAUUGAAGAUGGUGGCCAAUACAGGGAUAUUUCAGCUGAGUUCUUCCGUAGAAAUCCAGCUUGCCUUCACAGAUUAGUUCCUUGGUUAAAACGUGAACUUACAGUUCUUUUUGGAACCCAUGGAUCAUUAGUCAAUAUUGUCCAGCACAUCAUUAUGAGUAAUGUUACUCGCUAUGAUUUGGAGAGUCAGGCAUUUGUGUCUGACUUAAGACCAUUUUUGCUUAAUCGAACUGAGCACUUUAUACAUGAAUUUAUCAGUUUUGCACGAUCGCCUUUCAAUAUGGCAGCUUUUGACCAGCAUGCUAAUUAUGAUUGCCCUCCUUCAUCUGAAGAAGGCAGCCAUUCUGACUCUUCAGUCAUAACAAUAUCACCAGAUGAGGCUGAAACUCAAGAGCUAGAUAUGAAUGUAUCCACUGUUAGGCAGGCUCCAUGGGAUGAUGAAACUCCUGGACCAUCGUACUCAAGUUCAGAGCAAGUGCAUGUUGGCAUGUCUUCCCUUUUAAAUUCCUCGGACAGUUCAGAUGAAGACGUUGUCUCUGGAGGAGCUACAUCUCAGAUACAGGGAAUCCAGACAAGUGAUGACCUACACAAUGACAGUGAUUCAUCAUCAGAUAACUGUGUCAUCGUUGGGUUUGUUAAACCACUAGCUGAAAGGACCCCAGAACUUGUUGAACUGUCUUCUGAUUCUGAGGAGUUGGGCUCUCGUGAGAAAGUGGAAACUGUGAAGACACAAGAACAAGAGCAGUCUUACAGUUCAGGUGAUAGUGAUGCUAGUCGAUGUUCAUCUCCACAUUCUGUCCUUGGAAAGGACAAGCAAAUGAGUAAAAGCCAUUGUGAGUCUGAUACAAGAAUAAAAUCAAAGAGAGAAGAGAACCGGUCUGCAUCGCCGUCAGCUCGCAGGGACAGCUCAUCUACAAGAGGAGACAGAGUAUGUUCCCCAUAUAAUCAUCGACACAGGAAGCGGGGAAGAUCAAGAAGUUCAGAUUCACGUUCCCAGAGUAGAAGUGCACAUGAUCCGAGGAACCAUAGGAAGCAUGGAAAGAAAAGAGUGAAGAAUAGACGAUCCAGAAGUAGGGAAAGUAGCAGCAGACCUAGAGCAAGGAAAGACAAAAAGAGAUCAAGAACUAGAGAUAGCAGCUGGUCAAGAAGAAGCCAGACACUUUCUCUAAGUAGCGGAAGCACCAGUAGGUCAAGGUCUCAUAGCAGUGAUCAUGGCAAAAGAAGAUCACGAAGCAGAAAUCGAGAUCGCUACUAUUUAAGGAAUAAUUAUGGAAGCAAAUACAAGUGGGAAUAUACUUACUAUAGCAGAAACAAGGACAGGGAUGGCUAUGAGUCGUCAUACAGGAGGAGGACUCUCUCAAGAGCUCACUAUUCUAGACAGUCUUCAAGUCCAGAAUUCAGAACUCAGUCUUUUUCUGAAAGGACAAAUGCUAGGAAGAAGAGUCACAGUGAAAGGAAGUACUACUACUAUGAAAGGCACCGAUCAAGAAGCAUGUCUAGUAACAGGUCACGGACUACACCAGCUGCACCUGACCGUGUGAGAAAUGAAAAACCUGGAGGGAAACGGAAGUACAAGACCCGGCAUUUAGAAGGGGCUAAUGAAGCAGCUCAACCAUCUCGUGAGUUUGCUUCAAAAGUGAAGGACAGUCAUUUCCAAAAAUCAUCAAAAUUGGUUGAAAAUUAUAAAAAUGAGAGUGACAGUUUUUCAGAUAGAUCAUCAGACAGAGAGACAAAACACAAGAAGAGGAAAAGGAGGACACGGAGCCUAAGUGUAGAGAUAGUUUAUGAAGGAAAAGCUACUGACACAACUAAACACCAUAAAAAGAAAAAGAAGAAACAUAAGAAGAAGCAUAAGAAACACCAUGGAGAUAAUACUUCACAUUCCCCAGUUGUUAUAACCAUCGACAGUGACAGUGACAAGGAUUCUGAUGUAAAGCCAGGUGUGGAGUGCAGAGAUAGCAGCCUUCCUCAGCCUGUGCACAGUGAAGUUUUGGCUCCUUCCUUGGCGGCAUUUGAAACUAAAGACGUUGUCACGAUAGAAGAUGAGCUUGCUGUCCUGGACAGCACUGUUACUAUACUUCCUGAUGACUCAAGUACCAGCCAUACUGUGGGUAACAGUGUACCACUGGCAGACUCAGCUGAACAGACUCUUGAUGUACGAGAAGAAAGCAUCUUUGCCUCUGAUUUGGAGAGCCAGUCCAGUAAUGUGUCUAUACGGACUGAGCCAUCAAGACCAUUGCCAUCUCCGCGGACCUCAUUAUUGUCAGUGUCUCUUAGUAGAGACUGUGAUAUGUCUUAAAACUGCCAAAGCAUCUCAUUGAUAAUUCAGAGGCUUUAGGAAAAAGAGGUGAAACGUCAUCUGGAUGACUUUUGCUGGAAAAACUUUGCCUCUUAAAAUAUUUGUGUGCGUGUGUGUGAAUUUGUAAAAUUUAUUAUUUGUUAAAAAAAGUUAUGUAUGUCCCAUACCCAGAUAUAUGCACUUUUAAGUGAAAAAAAUGUUGCUAGCAGUUUAUUUAAAACUUGGGAACCUUUUUAAAUGAAAAUAAAAAAAUUUAGAAGUUACUUCAUAAAGCCAUAUGGUAUUGACAUAUUUUUAUGCUAGUAUUUUUGAAAAUUUUUUUUGAGAAUUAUUCUGGAAAUGUGUUACAAGCUGGGAUGCUUUUGGACUGUUAUUUUUCAUAAAAGAUUUGUAUGAUCCAAAACCAUUUCUUAGUCAUUUUAAUCACAGGUUAUCUUGACUUCUGACAAAGGCAAAGUUUAGUGGUUUCUUUAUAUACUUGUUUAUCUGGACUGACACUAAAAUGUGUAUUCAACAAAAGACAAUAAAAUAGUACACUCUAAAAGAA
Molecule: messenger RNA, 3828 nt
Organism: Meriones unguiculatus (Mongolian gerbil)
Lineage: Eukaryota; Metazoa; Chordata; Mammalia; Rodentia; Muridae
Gene: Topors
Product: TOP1 binding arginine/serine rich protein, E3 ubiquitin ligase
Exons: 3
Coding region: 138-3281 (1047 amino acids)
Biological process (GO): protein monoubiquitination; protein polyubiquitination
Molecular function (GO): ubiquitin protein ligase activity; metal ion binding
Source: RefSeq, a predicted model, not a curated record